GCCGGGGGCCGAGCCCGAGCUCGCAGCUGCCGACAGCCGGCCCGGCGGUGGCCUGAGCACUCCUUGCAGGUAGAGCCGCCCAGGCUGCCGUGGCAGCGAGACCUGGGUUCUCGCAAACAAAAAUAUUUUUUAACCGAGUGAUGGAGGCGGGUGAAUGCCGAAGGAGGCGGCCUUUCUAGGUAGUGGGCCCCAUCAUGAUCGAAGUUGUGUUUACAACCAGAGCAACAUAGUAGAUGGAGUUUACUGCCUUCCAAUAGCACACUGGAUUGAAGUCUCUGGACAUACUGAUGAGAUGAAACACACAACCGAUUUUUAUUUUAAUAUCGCAGGACAUCAAGCUAUCCAUUACUCCAGGAUUCUGCCCAACAUCUGGCUGGGAAGUUGCCCUCGGCAGCUGGAGCACGUGACCAUCAAGCUGAAACAUGAGCUGGGUAUUACAGCUGUGAUGAACUUCCAGACUGAAUCUGACAUUGUUCAAAAUUCCUGGGGCUGCAACCGCUACCCAGAACCCAUGAGCCCCGAAAUCCUCAUGAAACUGUAUAAGGAAGAAGGUCUUGCCUAUGUCUGGCUGCCAACUGCAGACAUGAGCACUGAAGGAAGAAUACAGAUGUUGCCACAAGCUGUCUGCCUCCUGCACGGGCUGCUGCAGAACGGACACACUGUCUAUGUUCAUUGCAAUGCUGGUGUUGGCAGGUCCACAGCCGCUGUCAGUGGCUGGCUGAAGUACGUGGCGGGAUGGAGCCUGCGGAAAGUGCAGUACUUCUUGGCUGCCCGGAGACCAGCUGUCUACAUAGAUGAGGAAGCUCUGAAUCGUGCUGAAGAUGAUUUCUACCAGAAAUUUGGGCAUCUUCGUUCCUCAUACCAAAUACAAGAGUAGAAAAGUACAAGAGGAAAAGGGAGCUGAAGAGGAAUCCUCACAUUUGAAGCCCAAGGACUUAGAAAUUUCUGUGACUCAGGCAACCACCUCUUAUCUUCAGAUGAUAAAUUUCUUGUAAAAGUGAUGAGAAUUUUGUUUAAAAAGUGCCUUAGAGUGUUUUUUAUUUGCUUUCUUUAAGCUGACAUGAUUCCUGUUUUCAAGCCUUUUGGUGCAAUUAUGAGACCUAGAAACUCUGCAAAGUGAAGCAAGAUUUUCUUUUAACUACUUGCCUGUAGGAACUGAGGUUUUAGGGUAGACACUAAAUAAGAUGUGAGGUGAAAUAGAGAAAAAAAUACGAAGAUUGACUGGACUAAGGUUCAGGUUAGGAUGGAGAUCAUCAUCAAAGCUGCUCAGUUGUUUUAAAUGGACAUUAGAUUGUUGCAGUGUUUUGUAAUAAAUUAGUAGACAAGUGAUAUUAAUGAGAAAGACCAAAAGGAAAUUAGUUCUUCAGCUCAGUGUUUAAAAACAAAAUGCUAAAGUCUAAUGCAAUGAGCUAAGAUUUGCUCUUUGUCCAUCUAGUUAAUGUUAAAUAUUAUGAGCUUCGGCUAUAUUCUUUUAUGACACUGGGGUUAUGCUGGGGUGUGGCAUGAAGAGGGACACAGCUCCAACUGUAGCAGCCUUUCUUUGUUGUGGGGGCAGGAGCACUGUUUGUUAUAUUAUCCUAGGCUGUGAGUUUUGCUCCUCUGGUCCAUGCAGUGCUGUACAGGGGCUCCUUUAGGUGCUGAGUCAAUCUGAGCAGUAACCACUGGGUUAAGACAGGACCUGUAGGAAUUGUGUGGUAAGCAAUGUGCACAACUGGCACCACAGCCUCUGGGCUCUAUCUCUAGAUAGACUAAUAUCUCCAGUACAGCAAAAGCCUGUCCUUGUGCAAGCAGUGGGUGUGUGUUAGGUUUAGCUGAUUGAAUCUAAUGCUGGGCUAUCUCUGAGCUGAAUGGGUACAUUCCUCUAUAGGAGCAGAGAGCAACUCUGCAGAGGAUGGUUUCUCAGGAGCUUAGACUCAGCAUUAGCUUUGUGGAUGAUCCCUAAUGUUUUCCAUUGUUGCUUGGUCCCUCAGUUAAACUCAGCUAAACUAAGCAGUGGCAUCAACAGCUUCCAGUCCCACUCAGAUGAAAACAAUUUGCUGUAGGUUCAGUUCAAGAGAGGAUUAAGGAUGCAUAAACAUUAAGAAACAUAGUUUCUAUAGGUUUGUUCUUCAGUGAAAUCUCUUUUUUUUUUUUCCAGCCAACUUAUUCCUCUAAAGAUGCAGUCAGUUUAAGUAUGUAAUAUUGAUUUUCUGAAUACUUAAUGCAGAAACUGUUAGCUAUGAAAUGUUUAUGGAGAAUGUCCAAAAUAAUAUAUUUUAUUUAUCCUGUACUUCAAUCAUCUUGAAAAGAAAAAUGUUUAAGUUAUUCUAUGUGUGGUUUUGAUCAUGACUUCAUUUCUGACUUUUUCAAAUAACACUGCCUGUUUAGAAAAUGGAUGAGAAAAGUUCUCCUUUAAAUAAAGACAAGAUUACUAUUCCAGCA
This is a messenger RNA of Cyanistes caeruleus (blue tit), 2421 nucleotides long. The record is from RefSeq and is a predicted model, not a curated record. Lineage: Eukaryota; Metazoa; Chordata; Aves; Passeriformes; Paridae.